AUGGACAACGAGUUCUACAAUGCCAUUGCUAGUCCUAUCACAAUUACUCAGAAUGCUUUGCUUGAAAAUGAAACCGGAACAACUCAAAAACCGUCUAAGCUUAUGGACAUUGAUGAUUAUAACGGUUGGUCUGAACGCUUUGGUAACUGGGUCGAAGCAUAUCAUUUGGAUGCUUGGGAUCAUACUGAAGAGCCAUAUUUCAGACCUCUUGGCAGUGAUCGGAAGAUGAUACCAAUUAGAGAAUUAAGUCCUGAUGAGAAAAAGAAAUACAAAGAUGAGAAGCUGAUGGUUAGUUUGUUGCAACAGGCAAUUAAAGAAGACAUCUUGAUCUUACUUCAACAUGACGGUAGUGCAUAUUCGAUCUGGAAAGAAUUAGAAGCAAAGUCUCUUGGUAAUGAAGAUUUGGGAAAAGAGAGUGGUUUUAGUUGGGAUAAAUACAUUCCAACUGAUAGCAAAGUAUGCUUGGCAGAUCAAGACGAUGAAAAGUUGGCUGAAGGUUUCAGUUGGGACAAUUAUUGCCCAGACCAAGAAUUCAUGGCCAAAGAGAUGUCAAAUGUUAAAGCUUUUGUUGCCAAUGCUUUUGAUGAGUGUUGGGCAGAAAAAUAUAGAAAAAUUAGGCAAGCUGAAGAGGAGAAAUGGAGAAGAAUUGAAGAAGAGGAAGAAGAAGAAGAAAGGAGAAAAGUUGAAGCUGAGAAGAAGAAAAGAAAAGAAGAAGUUCAAGUGAGAAUAGUCAAAGAAGUUCUAGAAUUUGAAAUCAAAGCUGAUACUGAAGUAGUCAAAGUUCCAGAGAAGUGUUUGAAUUGUGAUUCUUUGAUCAAGCAAAACAAUGAGUUGCUACACAACAUUAAAAGGUUAAAAGAAUCAUAUGAUACAUUGAACAGAGAAAUGAACAAAUACACCGGUAUGAACAGUGAACAAGCUGUUGCAAUGAAUACACUCAAAGGAGCUUACAUGAGACAACUUGAUGACAUCAACUUCUACACAGAGAAGUGUGCUGAGCUUGAAUUGAAGAUUAAUCCGAUUAUGGAAAGAUUAAAGACGUUUGAGGAAGAAAAGACUUUGGAAGAAAAGAAGUCCAAGACAAAAGAAGAUGAUGAAGAAAAACUUCAGAAGCUGAGAAAGAGCAAGCAUUCAGAAAGUAGACAAAUCAAGAAUUCCUUGCCAAGAAGCAAGAGGACAUGA
Molecule: messenger RNA, 1182 nt
Organism: Helianthus annuus (common sunflower)
Lineage: Eukaryota; Viridiplantae; Streptophyta; Magnoliopsida; Asterales; Asteraceae
Product: golgin subfamily A member 6-like protein 6
Exons: 4
Coding region: 1-1182 (393 amino acids)
Source: RefSeq, a predicted model, not a curated record